AUGUCUUCAGCACCAGCACCGAAUCAUGGUGGCGGCGUGGCAUCCGACUCUUCCGGUCCAUCGCACUCGCGCGUGCUGCUCGGUCGGAACGCUGGCAAGCUUGAUCCUGUCGAGCAUCCACCCCUUCCCGUCGCUCAAGUGGGCGCAGCGAACCGUGCAGCUCAACUGCGAGGCAUCGCACUGGGUCUUGGCGGAGGUGUGCUGUCAGCCUUCAUCUCUCGAAAGGCGCUGAACCUAUCCAAGAACGCAAGCUACCUCUCUGGUCUACUGGCGGGAACCGGCGUAGCGUACAUCACUGCGAGACAGCAGCUCGAACACAAUCUAGGCGCGGUGGAAAGCGCGGAGAAAGGUCUGCGGACGUCGUUGCGAAACCCAGGCGGAGUCGCAGCAGCAUCAGCGUCGGCGGAUAUGGUUUCAGCAACAGACCAGGCUAUGCUCAAGUACGACCUGCAAGCUGGAGACUCGGCGCAUCACGAAGGAGGAGUAGCGGGGUUGCACGAGUUCAAGGACAAGCGACAUCAGAAGGGAGAAGACGCACGAAUUCACUUAUCGGAUGCAGGGAUCAGUGAUCCACGGCAGCUCCGAAGCAGUCAUUCUGCUUCACAUGUACCCUUCCGACUUUUGGCACUACACUGGAUAAGUCAGAAGACUGCGGGGGCCCGAAUGUACAAUCCCAAAGCGGGAAAGUUUCCCACAAUUUCUCCUCCGGGGUUUUCUUUUGACGGCGAAACCUUCUUGUCGAUUAGAGCCAGAGCUAGGGCGAGAGUCAAGCAGAGCAGAGCACGAGCCAAUCUGCACGAGUUGUCGGAAUUCGCCGCACAGACACUCCACUCGAUUGCCACCCUUGUCCUGUGUCUGGAUAUCAUCAAGGUACGAUUCGGUUCUCCUUCUUCCUCUUGCACCGGCAGCACUCAAUCAGGGACACGAAACGACCGAGGCACAACCUGA
Molecule: messenger RNA, 948 nt
Organism: Pseudozyma hubeiensis SY62
Lineage: Eukaryota; Fungi; Basidiomycota; Ustilaginomycetes; Ustilaginales; Ustilaginaceae
Exons: 2
Coding region: 1-948 (315 amino acids)
Source: RefSeq, a predicted model, not a curated record